Cylindrotheca closterium is the source of this 765-nucleotide messenger RNA. NCBI's taxonomy places the organism in Eukaryota, Bacillariophyta, Bacillariophyceae, Bacillariales, Bacillariaceae. The record is from the annotation of a GenBank genome assembly.
AUGAGUAGACCGACACUGAACAAGCGUGACAUUGCAAAUGAUGUCAUAUUUGACUCCAACCUUGAAUGGGACCCAACUCUAUUGCAUCCCAACAUUGACAGGCUGGACGAACAGGGCAAAGGUGAGAGACCAUUCGAUAGAAUAGGCAUCCUAAAGAGUAGUAAAACUAUUUUAACACUGAAUGAAGCCUCUGACAAUGAGACUCUCGACCGACUAGAUGAUUUCGACACUGCUAUAGAUCUUAAUGACACUGGCAUUGGUAAUGCCACACUCGUCUCCAACCUUGACUGGGACCAAACUUUAUUGGACCCACACAGUGGCAAUCUUGGCCUUAGUGUCUCUGCCGACAGCACUAGCCAUGGCUUGCUCCUUCAGUUGCCGGAAGCGAGCAUGGGGAGUGAUUCUGAUGCUCUUCUUCCUGAACAAGAUGAGACUGACGAGUACCCAAUGGAUUUGGAGAAGGGGGAGCAACAGUGUGCAAUGUCUGAUAAGUUGGCUGUCGUACCGGCUACCAAACGUCCACCGCCUACACCUCAACAAAAAGCCAAACAACAUGAGUUCACGUUUUAUGGAGUAAAAUAUAGAUCAGUUAAUAACCAUAAUGUUAUCUAUUCUAUUCAGAAAGCCAACACUUCUAAACAUCUAGCUUUGAUUGAUAGAGGUGCCAACGGCGGUAUUGCUGGAGAUGAUGCCCGCAUCAUCAUUGCCAUCAUACACCAACAGGCCUACAUUGAAAAGGGUCAAUCCAUUCUGUCCAACGGAUAA